Molecule: messenger RNA, 4152 nt
Organism: Lachancea lanzarotensis
Lineage: Eukaryota; Fungi; Ascomycota; Saccharomycetes; Saccharomycetales; Saccharomycetaceae
Source: the annotation of a RefSeq genome assembly
AUGAAGGUCACUACUCCUGUGAGGAACAUACGAGACGGUCCAACCCAAUGGUUAGCAAGUUACAUAGACAUCGCGGAGGUCGCAGACGAUCAUGGUAAGAUGGACUUUGAGACUUUGAUAUGUGCUUUCAAGGAAACAUAUAGAGCAACGUUAGAUCCAUCCAUAGUAUUCGAGAAAUGGGUAUCAUUGAAACAAACGGGUUCGUUAGAUUCGUACAAUAGCGAAUUUCACAGAUUGUUGGCUGCCGUGAAUGAAUCAGGACGCAUACCACUUCGACACGUAGCGCAUGCUUAUACAAUGGGGCUGAAAGAAAAAACAAAAAUGGCUGUAAGAAGUAAAGAGCCAUCGACGCUGAUUGAAGCCAUAAAGUAUGCCGCUGUAGCCUCGGGUUAUGCAGGAGACCCUGUUCCAGAAAAAAGAACCUACGGACUCAGAGACGAGGAUGCUAUAAAAAUCGACGAAUUUAGAGCUAAGAAGAGUUACCAUCGGAAACAGAAUUCAAAGAAGAGAGACAGACAAUACUGUCUCUCACAUAAAUUGUGUUUUCGAUGCAAGAAACCCGGACACUCUAUCAAAGAAUGUCAGAGCACUCCGAGUUCUAAAAUAAAGAACUGCCCAUUGAAUAUCAUCGCGAGUUUUGCGAGGUAUUAUUCAUAUAAAGGAAACACCAAAACGCCAAAAACAUCAGAAAACAGAAAAGCCAAAAACAUUCGGAAAUUCCUAAGGAACCCAUCGUCCAGGAGACAACCGAAAGUCGGAAGACGUAAGGAAAUCUUGGUAGGUUUUACGGAUAAGACCAGAUCGCGUAUAUUGAUCGAUACGGGAUCACCAGCAUCUCUCGUACCGACUAGUUUUGCCAAAAACCUAGGUUUAAACUCAUAUUGUGCACCACCACUUCGUUUCAAGGGUGGGGUAUCGAAGAAAACGUCGUUUACUGAUCAAGCCGUGGCAGUAAAGCUCGAUUAUGAAGACAACCAAUAUGAGAUCGACGCUUAUGUCACUAAGGACAUAUCGCAAAAAGUCAUUAUAGACAAUCCAAUAUUAGAAGAACAACCGAAGUUGCAGUCACAGAACAAGCAAACGCAGAUGAAGUAGUCGAAUUAGACUUCAUCAGAACAGAACGGCUGGAAGGAAAGAAGUGAAGACCAAGAACUAUUUGUGGUUAGAAUAGAAGCUACGAAAGAAGGCAAAGUCAACGAUACAUUCCAACGUUUGCUAGGAUGGUUGAAAAUCAAGUACCAUGAUAUUGUGAGGAAUGAUUUACCACAGAAGAGAGAAAGAGAUAAUUUAGUUGAGCACGAAAUCGACAUUAAGCCAAACGAAAGGUUACCGCGUAUGCAACCAUACCGAUUGACACCAAAGAUGGAAGGUGUAGUACAAGAAUUGAUUGAAGAACUACUGAGAAAAGGUUUUAUCGCACCUUCAAGAGCGCCGUGUAGCUCACCGAUAGUAUUGGUCAAGAAAAAGGACGACACUUAUCGAAUGUGUGUCGAUUACCGAAGAUUAAAUGAAGUGACUGUAAAGGAUCCUUCUCCCUUACCACAUAUUGAAACAUUAUUGAGUAAAAUCGAUGAUGCACAAAUCUUCUCCACACUCGACAUACAUAGUGGGUACCAUCAAAUGAAACAGGAAGACCAACAAAAGACAGCUUUUGUUACACCAACGGGUAAGUAUGAAUACACCGUCAUGCCUUUCGGAUUAGUAAAUGCACCAAGUACAUUUGGAAGAUAUAUGGCUGACUUAUUCGAGACUUGAAAUUUUGUAUGUGUCUAUUUGGAUGACAUACUUGUAUUUUCCCGCUCGAAAGAAGAACAUAGAACCACAUAGAUGAAGUACUAGGAAGGCUUAAGAAAGAAUAACUUAUUGCUAAGUUAAAGAAAUCCCAGUUUUUACAGAAGAAGGUGGAAUUCCUUGGGUAUAAUUAUUGGACCAAAUACCAUUGAACCAAUUCAAGGCAAAUGCGAAGCUAUAUCGAAGUUUCCAUAACCUAAGACUGUUAAAGAAGCCCAAAGAUUUCUGGGGAUGAUAAACUAUUACAGAAAGUUUAUACCUGUUUAAAAACUAGCUCGACCUAUUGUUGAGUUUAUAAGAGAUAAAGAAUCGUGGACCGAACCACAGGAAGAAUUGUUCAAAGCAUUUAAGAAGCACCUAAUGGACAAGCCGUUGCUUGUGCCAUUCAAAGAAACGGCCAAUUACAGACUCACGACGGACGCGUCGAAGGAGGGGAUAGGAGCUGUCUUAGAGGAAGUGCAAGGCAAACGAAUGGUAGGAGUUGUAGGAUACUGUUCCAAGUCGCUGGAAGAGCACAACAGAACUACCCUGCAGGAAGAACUAGAAUUACUAGGUGUGAUCGCAGCACUCGAGCAUUUUAAAUAUGCUUUACAAGGAAGAAGGUUUCUGUUGAGAACAGACCAUUUAAGUCUACUCGCACUGAAGAAUAAGCGCGAACCAAGUAACCGACUUGCUACUUGGAUAGACAGGCUGGGAGAAUACCAAUUUGAUUUUGAGUAUUUACCAGGAGAUAAGAACGUGGUGGCCGAUGCCAUCUCGAGGGCCGAAUAUGCCAUAGAAUUGGAUGCCCUGGACUCCGUCCCGAGAAUAGAUCCACGGAGUUGGAUAGAGGACUGGAAGAGUGAUGUUUUGGGAGCUGCAGCUCUGCAAAAUCUGAACGUAAUAAGGAACACGAAUGUUCCGCCUGCCGAUCGCAGUGGUUAUACGAAAUUCAAGAAGACAUUCGCGUGGUCUCCGAAGUUUCGUGAGAAAUUUACGUAUAGGGAUGAGACCCUACGUUAUGAAGACCGUAUUGUUGUUACGAAGAACAAACAAAAGGAAGUCUUAGAAUCGUUCCAUGAUGACCCAUUACAUGGAGGACACUACGGUUCACACAUCACACACGCAAAGAUUGCUGAGAAGCUAUACUGGCCAAAUUUAGCUAAGACAGUCAACCGCUACGUGAGAACUUGUAUACAGUGUCAGUUGAUGAAAGCCCACCGACCACAACAUAAUGAAUUGACAAUGCCACUACCGAUUGCGGAAGGACGCUGGUUCAAUUUAUCGACGGACUUUAUCACCGGAUUACGACCUACUUUCAAUGGAUCCGACAUGAUCCUGGUGGUGGUAGAUCGAUUUUCGAAGCGAUGCCAUCUCAUCGCAUGUCGAAAAACAAUAGGGGGAGGACAAGUGGUUGAUCUGAUGUUUAAAUUCAUAUUCGCUUACCACGGAUUUCCCAGAACUAUAACAAGCGAUAGGGACAUCAGAUUUACGUCAAACCACUAUCAAGAGAUGACAAAAAGAUCGUGAAUAAAACAAACAAUGCCAUUAAGCAACCACCCACAGACAGACGGACAAACUGAACGUUGUAUCCAGGUACUGAACAGAUUGUUGCGAAGUUAUGCAACUAAUCAACACCAGGAAUGGGAUAGAUUGUCACCGCAAAUUGAAUUCGUGUACAACUCAACUUACAAUACAGCCAUACAAGGUAUACCGUUUGAGAUCGAUUUAGGGUAUAGACCUAACCCGCCAUUGUUGGAUACAAGCGGACAACUCGAAGCUAGAAGCUGGAGCACGCCAGAAUUAGUCGAAAAACUUAAGGCACUUGACAUUCAGACUAAAGAGAUACUUAAAGAAAACCAAGAUAGAAUGGAAGUAUCAACGAAUAGGAAGCGGAGGGAGUUAGAAUUGAAGAUAGGAGACUAUGUGUUGCUUCAUCGUGACGCAUACUUCAAGAAAGGACAGUAUAAGAAACUUCAACCGAUCUAUGUUGGUCCUUACCGCGUAGUCAAGAAGAUAAAUGACAAUGCGUUUGAACUAGAUCUACCCUCUACGACAAAAGCACAUCGUGUCAUAAAUAUCCAGUGGGUAAAGAAGUUUGAAUACAGAAGAGAUCAGUUUGUCAAAGAAAGGCCCAGAGGGUAAAUAGAGAAAAUGGAGAGGAUAGACGAAGUUGUGGCCAUUGUAGGAUACAAUGAACAAGAAAAAGUGUAUUACUGUCGGAUGAUGCACGUAGAUCCUAGAGUAACAGUAAGCUUUUCCGAAGAAGAACUGAAACACUUAGACGCCGCAAGGAGAACCUCAUUUAUUGCAAAUUUCGAGCAGUUACUCGAACGGGACUCUUCCGAAGAGGGAGGGGAAGAUGUCGUGAAUAACACAUGA